AUGGCCGUAUCAGCUACUCCGCCGGUGCUUUCCCCAACAUCUACUCCGGGGUCUGGCAGUUUAUUCCGCUCUGAUCCGCUGUAUACAAGCCCAGCCGAGUCCCCGAGACUGACAAGCAGCUUGAUCAACUCUUUCAUCAGCAGCGGAGGAGGCGGUGGAGGAGGAAAUGGAAACGGCACAAGCGGCAAUAACGAGUGCAAAAUGGUUGAGGUACACGGGGUCAAGGUAGCCUCGUUCAACGUGGACGGUCAAGAACUCAUCUGCCUGCCGCAGGUCUUCGACCUCUUCCUGAAACAUCUGGUCGGGGGUCUGCACACCGUCUACACCAAGCUGAAGCGGCUGGAUAUAUGCCCCGUCGUGUGCACAGUGGAGCAGGUCCGGAUUCUGCGGGGGCUUGGGGCUAUUCAGCCUGGGGUGAAUCGCUGCAAACUCAUCACCCGCAAGGACUUCGAAGCGCUCUACAACGACUGCACCAAUGCCAGGUUAGUUGCAUGUGUUUUGGUCUCUUCAUUUCUCAAAUGCCCGCCUCACUGUUGAAUGUUUUCAACUAACUUUUUUGUAGAUGUACCAAUUGAAGUUCCUCAAAAUGUGUAGUAAAUGUUGCAUUAGGCUGCUGCGUAUUUCAGCACUGUUACAUGUGCUGAAAGACAAAACAAUCAUGAGAAAAAUGAUAGUUAGGAUGCUAUAUUAUUACUAAACAUCAAAGUAUUGUGCAAAGUUAGUUCAGUCAUUGACAACUUCUGUACCACAUCACUCUCUCUCUCUCAAAGACACACACACACACACACACACACACACACACACACACACACACACACACACACACACACACACACACACACACACACACACACUGAACUAUCUAAGUAUAAGCUACAAUUGUUCCAUAUCCAUUUUAUAGACAGAGAAGUAUGAGCAAAGUAGUUUAGUUGUUCAUAACUUCUACCUCCCCCCACACACACCUAUAAGCCAUCUCCCUAAAACCAAACACGUUUAACCCCCAUAGCACCAGCUCAUUGAUUAAUAAUUUAUGCAAAGCACUAGAUCAUGUAUUUUCCACAUUAUUUUGCAAAGAGGAAAAUAACUUUGAAUUCUAUAGCCCCUCUUCUAAUUCUGUAGAACUCAAUAUGAUUAUUUUUCAGAAUAAGAAUACGUGGCAAAGUGUUUAGCCUACAUUAGGAAUAUGUUCCUUUCACUGUCCCAUAAAUAAUAUUCUGUUGUCAAACUGGUGUAGCCUACUUUUGUCACCUUCAAUGUGCUGCAACAUACUUUUCCUAUAAAGCUUAAUUUGUAGUCAGAUCACAACAAGAACACAAACAUGACAACACUAAGCCUAUUGCGUGAUUGUUAAUUUAGAAUAUUUAUUGGGAAUUUCAGUAAGAAGAAUUGUAUUCUUGUAGUUUGUUAAAGAACGUCUCACUAUUCUUGAUGACCAUAAGGAUAGGCUAUGCCAUUCCAGCGUCUUUCAGGAGCAGUAGAGUAAAGGUUGUCGUAUCUGAAAUCCAGCUCCUUCAGUUAAAUUCCUCAAAUCUAACUGACUGUAAGUUGAUUUGAAUACCUUACAUAUCACUGCCAUAAGCACGCAAACAUUUGUGUCUGCUUCUCCGUUGCUAAAUGAACAUAAAUUAAACGGACCUUUGUGUCUCUCCAUUAGGCCCAUAACCAGUGAGAUAAUAGAAAUAAAAGUAAGAAUGAUGAGAGAAGUUUAAGAUGUGGAUUUGACCUAAUGAGGCGGGCUACACUGGUCAUUUACAUUUACAUUUUAGCAGACGCUCUUAUCCAGAGCGACUUACAGGAGCAAUUAGGGUUAAGUGCCUUGCUUAAGGGCACAUCGACAGAUUUUUCACCUAGUCGGCUCGGGGAUUAGAACCAGCGACCUUUCGUUACUGGCACAACGCUCUUACCCACUAAGCUACAUGGCGCCCAUAAUCAUGAAUAUUGACUUACAGCAUGGUGACGCACGGUUUUAUAUUUUAUUUCUGUCUCUGAAUAAUAAAUAUAUAUAUCUGUGUCAGUUAAAGCAGGACAAACUAUGCUAAAAAUAUAUAUUUUUAGGCAUCUCUCCUCUCACUUUCCCCUCGAAUUGAUCUUCAAACCGCGCACGGUGCUGGCUGCGGCUGCAGAUGUUGCUUGUGUGUUUAAUAAAUCAAUGGGACAGAUCUGAAUGAAUCACCUCGGAUGGAUUCUCUGCUUGGUUUGAUGUCUAGAUGUUAUUCUUAGCUUGUUAUCAUGACAGAUGCAUUAGUGUUCCCAUACAAUGUCAGUGGAGGAAAAUAACUAAAAAGGGACCAGUGCUCUCUUUCCCUAAGACCUUUAGCAUUCCGAACCUCAGGGGUUUUUGCCUCAUUGUCUAGUUGUACAUAAUUGCAACUUUUUUUCUCCAGCGCAGCUCCCCCGGCUACAGCGACAAUAGGCCAUGUUGAUUAUGCACAACAAAAGAGGAGGCUGACAAUUCAAUACAAAGACAGGAUUUUCACAUGUGAAAAUAAACAUGACAAAAAGUUAUCUUGAAUAGAAGCUGGACCCUCCAAUGCGCAUCAGGGUUUCUGUAAGACAAGGCACAACUGAUGUUUGGAAUUAAAUAACGAUAGGAUAAUAAUUAUAUAGGCUAAUAAUAAUAGCCUAAUAAUUAUAAUUUGUGAAAGCAAAAUAUUAAUACAUUUGUAGAAAAGUUGUAAUAGUGUUUGUCCCGCUGUCACAACACACACUGAAGUUAUUCACUCGGAAAAUCUCAGCAAAAAUACCUUAUAAUAUUAUUUUCCAACCAUAUGAUUGAAUUUUCUCUUAAUUAAUUAUUCGUCUAAAAUGUAAACGCUGUUGCACAAUUUAUUUGCUCAGAGAACAACACUUUUUGGAUUGUUUUCUAUUUCGCAAUUUGUCAACAAAUCGUCAUAUGGCAUCUUGACCAUGACAAUGUGAAAUCAAAUAUGAUUCAAUUUCUGACGCAUUUGAGGCUCAAUCGAGUGAGACUUGUCAGUUAUGCCAAGUCUGACAUAUUUUGAUGGGAGCGGUAUUGAUUACAGAUAAAGUGGACAAUUGUCCAGUAGGAGUAAGCCUAUAGGGCAGGCUAUUGACUUCUAUUUUUUUUUUGCAGAGAAUUAUAAGACAUUUUAAGGGUUUCAGAGGCAGUCUCUCACUUUAAGACUGCAUCCAAGUUAACACAAAUCAGUAUUUGCAAGAGGCUAUUUGUCUACUUUAUUUAACAUACUUUAAAAAAGUAAAAUGUAUGAUUUUAAAACGUCGGUCUUACCCAUAUCUGAUACUUUUCAAUUAAACAUCCAGUUGUCAAGAAAGGGGUUUAAGAUUAUUGUAUCUCCCGGUGGUGAGUUUGGUGCGUAAUUGGCAAUGGAGAGCAUGGAGAGGAUAAAACGAUCUUUAAAAUAUGUCCUCAACACGAGCUAGGCUACGCACACACACACACACACACACACACACACACACACACACACACACUCACUCACUCACUCACUCACUUUCAAUUGGAGAUCAUCUCAGUCGGUGUUAUGUUUGGUGAGGAAUAUUGAUGAUAUUUUACAGAGGGAUCACUGAGAGAUGGGGAGAGGCAGAGGGAUGGUGGGAGAGGGGGAGGCGGGAAGAUGUUACUAUUUCCAGAUGGUCAGUUUGGGCAAGAUUCGGUAAUUAACGUUUUAGCACCCCCCUCCCCAUACAAUCCCCUGGAUCUAUUAUUAGGUUCGACUUUGAGCUAAAUCAAUCUGUCGCACUCGUCAAAUCAACCCACGAGAGAGAGAUAAUGGAAGACGGAGAGAUAGAUGUAAAUAUUAGCCUAUUAAAUAGCGUUAUUUUUUAUUUUGGGAUUCGAAUUUUACUAGUUAGUAAUACACUGCAGUGUGGAAGGUUAUAGCGUACGCUAUGUAUCCCUACCACUCACUUCACAAAGAUUGCAGCCUCUGACUGGUAAUGAAAUUGCCUCAGCAAUGGGCUGCAAGAGAAUUGAAUUUGCACCUCGGACUCGGUGCUUUACAGCUAACCUGCCUGCGCGCGCCCAUCGGAACGCUGUUUUUAUAGUCAGAUUUAAACAUCAUCCACUGUCCCAUCACCAGAUGGUUGUAACUAACGUGUGCAAACAGGCCUAUCCCGCCUCUUUCCCCCUUUUAUUUGGCGAAGUGAGGGGAAAGGGAGGGAAAGAGAACGUGUGCAUAUCCUUGUACUACCCCACCGGUGGACGCAGGAAGCCUGUGAACGGGAAUAGGGGAUAGAGUCAUUGGGAGAUAUCAGGAUAGUCAUCAAAACUUCUCGACAGAACCUUUAGCACUGACACGGCCAAUUUCAAAACGGGAAAAAUGUUCAAAUCAGCAAAGGCAGCACUUAGUGGGCUCCUUUUAUGAUAUCUCAGCUGCAAUUGAUCUCCGGGUUUUUAUUGCAUUCAUUAUUUAUUAAAAAUAAUUUGCAAGCUAAACAUAACGCUAAACUAGUUUGCACUUGGGGACUGCACUUAGGAAAUUGAAUGGAAAUUACAUUAGAGAUGAACAUCUGUGCUGUUUUUCCACUCUCUGUUUAUGGGCGAGUGUUUCUUCUCUUUAAAUGCAGAUGACUGUGAGGGACAGGAGAUAGCUGCUGAGGAGGGCAGAGAGGUCUUUAAACAUUACUCCUCUAAAUGAGAUGAAAUAGGUUCCUCAAGGCUCAAUGAGGCAUCAACCCAUCACCCCUAAUCAUACAUUUUGGUUAGAAAUCAAUGAAAAGUUAACUUUAAUCAUAAUUAAUGAUAAGCUUAUCAGUUUUUAGAAAGCCAAACAGAAUUAGCUUCUUCUUUCCUUAUUUUAAGUCAUUCAUCUAGAAAGUAUUGCUUUAAUUCCGUGGGAUGCCUGGAGGUCUAAUCUUACAUCACAUAACAAGACAAACUAAUGCAGUUUAAACAUUACACAUCCCAGCUGCACAUUGUAACACCACUUAAGGUUUCCUAAUAAUUUUUUACAGAUCUGAUUUUCUGCAUGAUGGUAAUCUGUGUGGCUAAAUGUGAUGUUAUAAUUUUUUCGGUCAGCUCUAUUCUUAAUUGGAAUAUUAGUGGAUGAGUAGGCAUACAUUGGCCAAACCACUGUCUUUUCCUUUGCUGGUGUUUGUGUGGUGAAUCAAUACAUUCUUUUUUUGUUCUGAAGCCUGGUCCCCACAGUGUCCUAAACUGCAUGUUGAUAGAGAAUACCACAGUGAUGUCUGGGUGAAAUCAGAGACCAUCAGAGACAGAUGGAAUUGAUGACGGAAGUACAGUAACUUGUGUGUAUAACAGGUUCAUUUUCGCCAUCUGCCUAACUUUGUGUGUGUGUAGUGGUGUGGUUGUCAGUGUGUGUUGGCCAGUCUUGACUGGUCCAUAUGGACAGCUCCCUGCCUGUAGCCUAGCCCUGGGCAGCGGUACCCCCGGUCGAGCGCGCCACCCAAGACACCCCCGUCUCCUCUAAUCUCCUCAAUCAGCAGAAAGAUUGUCACUCUAGAACCACCACCACUCCUUAAUGUCAGCCAUAAAUUAUACACAGGCUUCUUUUUCAGCUUGAUUUUAUUACAUAUCUGCUCCCACUGGCCUUUCUACUUUAAAUAAUAAAUUAACCCCGCUUGAUGUGAAGAGUGGCCACCAAGCGCUGUCAAAGCUCUGCGCUCUGGAGAGAUCAGCCUCAUUAAAUAGUGAAUGAAUGAAUUUGUUUUUCUGUUUAGAUGGCAUUAAGCAUGGCCCCCUGUGCAUGGCUCUCUCCUGCUCUGUUUCUAUUUGUUUGUGUGUGUGUCUGUUGGUGUUUCGAUGCCUGACUGUGGGCUCUGAGUGUGUGAGUGUUUUAUUUCCGUCUGACUGACAGCCAGACAGGAGACUUUCACACACAGGAGACGUGGUCUGGACUGGGCUUACUGAGCCUACUGUUGCUGCAGAGUUACGCAGGACACUCACAUUAGUCUAGAUAAUAGGAAAAAGGUAUUCACUGUGUAAUGGUUUGGCUGCAGGGCUUCCUGGUAGUUCCCUAUUUGACUAAUGUAGCUACAGUAAUAGUAAUAGUUUAAUUAUUCAGUUUAAGAUAUUAGUUGUGUCUGUGAAGACAUGCUUAAACUCUCUGGCACCCAUUUUAAUGAGUAUUCUUUUUUUAGGUAAUUAAAAGAAUUAAAGAAAUAUGAUCUUUAUUAUUGGGUUAAUUGAGAAAAUAAUUUAGUCAGACUUUUCCCCCAUUUCCUUUAAAAAAAACUUUUCUGUGAACAUUACAACAUCCCAACCUUUCCCCAUGUGAGAUUUAUGGCACUCCGUUGUAAAAGCAAUGGUUGAAAUACUUAGAUAUUUUUAUGACUGGGGUUAGCUUGCCGCGAGAGAGGGAGCCCGAGAGUGUGUGUCUGAGUGUGUGCAUAUGUUUGUGCGUGGUGUGUCUGAGAGAACGCUUCCGAGGUAUUUUAAAACAACCUGUGGCCAUGCGAUAUCUCAUGAAUGUUGGCGAGCGCCUGUUCCAAGCCACAGCUCUUUAAUAACUAGUCCUAUGCGUAACCAAUGAAUUAGAGGCAAAGCAAAGACACAUGAGAUCAAUUAGGGAUGGAAUUGUACCACUACACUCUCCGCACAUGGACCUCGUGCACGUUUAUUGGAACAUGUUUCAGAAGUAGUAAAAUUUCAUAAUCAUGAGCACUAAUCAUAUUUUUUCUCCUACUAUAUUGUUCAUGAGUUUCAUAAUAAUAUAUAUAUUUAGUUAAAUGUUCUUUGUAGUUUUUCCACAAUAAAUAGAGGGUGAAUGUGCAUUUUAAUUGGCCUGGGCCUGAGCCUGCUGACAAUGGAAAGGUGGAGAGCUGAGAGCGUCAGCAUGUGUGAGAUGCAUGAGGGAGAUAUGUCUGUGCCUAUCUGUUUAUAUGUGUGUGUGUGUUUGUAUGUCGAUAUGUUUUCAUGUGUGGUUGGUGUAUGUUGUGUGUGGCGUAUGUUGGAGGGGGGGGCGGGGUAAACGUGACAGAUGGAGGAGGCCUGUCAAGUCUCUCGCUGGGGGAGAAAUGACAUCCACCUUCUCUACCUAAUGUAGGAGACCAGAAAAAACCUGAGCCCACUGGUGUCAUUUUGACUUUGGGAAGAUCUCCUUCCUGGGCUUAAUGACACAUCUGCAGCCGGGCUAUAUUUAUUACAGUCAUGUAGAAUAAAAUUGAUUGUCUCCUAAAAUUAAUUUUGGGUUUGCCUCUAGCAGUGCUUUAAUGGAGGACACUAGGCUCCAUGCAGGAGUAUUGUUUAAUCACUUUAAUAUCACAGCCCCCAGGACAGCCGAGAUAAUUGUACAAACGAACAUAGAAAUAUGUAUCUCUAACUUUUAUGAUUGAAUUAUGCAAAUGACUCAUCUCCUGCCCUUCCAAGCACUAAUCAUCUAAUUAGGAGUGAUGUUUUAAAUGGUUGUUUUUGGAUGGGGAUAUGGGAGAAGCAGGGAGCAGAAAAUUGAAUGUGACGUUAAAAUCGGCACAGUAGUUUGUACCGGAAAAGCUGGUGUUUUCCUAUCCCCCUCCCUCUCUCUAUUGUGUGCUUGGAGUCGUGGGCUCAUUAGUGGAGUUUUGUAAGACAUUUUACGAGCUUGAUACUUAAGACCCUUAAUCUUUAAUCGUUUUUUGCAGUUUUGAUUAAUUGCGUUCCUGCUCAGAUUAUUUCCUUUGACACAGAGCUGUUGGACGUGGUGGUGUGGGCGCAGACAGACAGAGAGAGGCGUGCAGUGCUCUGCUGCUGGAACUCAAUGCAGUUGAAGAAAUGCGAACUAGCGUCCCAAUUACACAGAUGAAUAUUUUAUGAUGUGUUUAGCAGUGUGUGCUCUUUUUCCCCUCCGUGCUUAGCAGCUGGUGGCCCUUUUUGAUGAUGCGUUUAAGCAGCUGACUCUGGAUGCAAGGAAGCUACAAUAACAAUGUUAGCCAUGCAGACUCAGGACAGCACAGAGCCCAAGCUCUCGCUCUGAGUUCCAUAUAAAAAAAAAAGAGAUCAUCCGAACAAAACGCAAAAAGCCCUGUGCCUCCCUCUGUGGAUCUGUGUUUACAUUUGUCUCAUGAAUCUCUGACAUCUGGAGGCAAUAACCCAGGGUUCUACCUCCUGUACUGCAGGGCGUACUGCAGCGCUCCACGUCUCUAUUGAUGGGGUCACCUGAAGAGCAGCAGCCCUCAUCCCCAUGCCCCCUCCCACAGAAACACUGUCAGUCUGACCAUGGGAGCCUAUGGAGAGGACCACAAUACGUUUUCAAUCAGCAGCAGAAUUUAGAUCCGGUGACUGAAUUGUGAUCAUAAAUGCCACGGUGACCCUGUCAUUUUUUUAUCUUGUCGUCUUCAUCACGUUGCUCAUAAGAGCACAUGUGAUGUGUUAUGUUUGAUGUUGACCUGUGACCUUCAGGGAGGAAGUAAGUAAUUUAAUGUGUGUGUGCAUGUGCACUGUAUGCAUUUACUAAACAUACCAAUAUGGAAGUAUGAGGAAAUGGAAAGCUAGAUAUUUUUGCUCUGACAGUGGACAAAAGUGGUCCGGAAAACGUGAUACAUUUCCAUUUCCUGAUCCUACUGAUCACCCAAAUCACACAGGUGGGGAGAAAGCAGUGUCAGGGGCUAGAAUAUCAAAAGGAAAUAAGGUAAGAAUGAAAUAGGGAGGUAGAGAGGGAUGGAGGCAGGGAGGAGGAGUGAAAGAUGUGCUCAGUGUGCCUCUUUUGGUCUGGGUUAGAUCAAGAGGAGCUCUGGGUAUGUGAUGACAUCAUUGCCAGUUUUCAUGUUCUUGCGGGAUCCUUGAGGGAUUUAUCCCCCAUCUACCCAGAGAAGCCUGGCUCCAAUUACUCACUGAGAGUGCCCUGCCUGGGCCGGCCCGGUGAAAACACAUGGCUUGAUCCAUCCGGAAGCCUGUUUCAAAGCACUUCAACCACAACACCAACCACCUCUUGGAAUUUAACUUAUGAGGCGGAUACCCUUCUCCUAAACACACAUCUUUAAACAUCCUGAAAUGUAACCAAAACUUUCCUCAGUGUUUUCGCUAAUGACAGCAUUAGUUCCUUGAAGGGGAUACGUCAGUUUGUUAUGUGGCGUAGUGUUUGUGGUCAAUGUCCGCUAUUGUCUGUGUAGUGACUGAAAUGUGACUAAGGGCUUACAGCUACUGGAGUGAUUGCAGGGAGAGAUCUUAUCUUUUCUCUGUGAAGGUGAACCUACUGCACUACUGAACUCCCUGACGCUCCCCACCUCCCACCCAAACAAGAGACUCAUUUCUAUUAAGCACCAGACUCCCCUAUAACUCCUACAAAAGGCAACACUGGGCCGUGUCCAAUUUCAUUUUUAUUCAUACCCAUUUUAUUUAAAGGAGUGUUUAGGGUCUAUAUGGGCGGCUUAAAGGAGGACUGUUACAUCGCCUUUUUACUGAGACCAUCCGUCUUCCCCUGAACCACCUCACAACAUGCUAUUUUUCUCCCUCCCUCCCCUGUGGUGGGGCCAUUAUAAGGUAGUGUGCGAGUUUCCAUUUGCCUACAGUAAAUAGACUGUUGGGUGUCUGUGGAAAAUAAAUAUAUUGGGCAGCACUCUUUUAAAAGGCAUCAGGCCGGCGAGGAGGAGCCUUUACAGCAGAAGGCUGGAGGAUUGAUUUAUCUGCUGCGCUGUAAUGACUGCAGAUGUGGAUCUGUUAUUCUAGAUGAGCAGUGAACUUGAUGAGUUGAUAACGUGGGCCGAAGCCCAGCCUGCUUUUAAUUACUGAUCAGGAAUGUAUUGGUGCAGGCUUUUGAUUUAGAGGUGAGGGUGGCGGGUUCACAGAUACCCCCCCCCCCCCCCCCCCCCCCACUUCCCCCCUCACUCUCCCUUUCUGUAGGGCUGGAUAGGUGACCUUGCCUCUUUUGUCUCUUCUUGACAGAGGCAGUUUUUAAAUGGCUUCAGUCAGAUCAGAGUGGAGCUGAGAGGAAGCGUGUGUCUUUCUGGUUAAGUCAGGAGGAAUCUGUCACUGCUGCAUUGUCUUCAUGUUGCUUCUGGACUGUACCCUUCACGAUCUGGUUAAGAUCUCUGUAUCAAAUCCUUCCAGCACUCAUCUUUUCUGUGUACAGCAUAAUGACUGGAAGGCCCCCACCUCCCCACUGCUUCCCGACCACCUCACAAGGGUAGGGAAUGGGAAUGCUUGAUGGAAGUUCAUCCGGACUCCUUGUGUUUUCUGUGUUUGUUUCUGUGCCGCUGUGUGAUUCUCUGCAGAAUGAAGGAAGGUAUUUUUAAUGAGAGGAGAGGCGAAACGGGGCCUCUGCUUGAUUGAAACCAUGCAGGAGAUUGGAACCACUAACGAAGCAGGUUAUUUAGAUGUUUAUUUGCUGUUGUGACUUCCAUGUCUUAAUAGGCCCGGAGAAGAUGAGUGUUGGGAUGGGGCUGUAGCCAAUCCGAUAGAGGCUUUACAGCACUCCCACGCCACUCCCCGAUAAUACCAGGCAUUGAGGUUAUGACCGUGGGAAGUCUGUGUAUACUCUAAACACACUCUCUUUCACACACAUGCAGACACACACACACACACAAUAUGACACUUUCACACACGAUACUCAAUUGCAGAUGCAGUACCAUAUGGAUACUCUUCCCUUCCACCUCAAUGUUGAGAGAAUAUGGGUGCCAUUUCACUAAUGGAUUGUGAGGUAGCUUCACGUCAUCACACAGUUCCACACCUGCCCCUGUUCUACAGUCUAAACCGCAGUCCCCCUCCCCUCUGAGGUGGGUGGCAGCCUGACUAGAACUAGGCCUCUCAGUGAAGAGAUCCCCACAAUGUAACCUGAUCAGCAACACGCUUUUAUCUCACUGAAAGCCUUUCUGAGGAGAGGGCUUGGAGAGGUCAGUGUGUGUGUGUUGGCUGGGGUGGGGUGGGUAAGGUUGGGGAGGAGGGCACCCUCUUAUGAAAACAAUCAGGCCCAGUGAGGUUUCAUUACAGGGUAAUGUCUCACCAAAUUGUUCCAGGUAGUUAAAAUGAAAUGAAGUGAAUUAGGGAAAAGGGGGAGAGAAUGCAGAGCGCUUUAUUGCUUUCCUUUGAAGGCACGAUUACAAUAAUCUCCUUCAGCGUCGAGUCUGCCUUGGAUAACAUAUAAAAUAGGAGGUGUGUAUGUGUUUGUCUAUGUGUGUGUGAGGUCAAGGGUUACGGUGUCGAGUGUAUUCCUGUCUCUCUCUGUGCACUGUGUCUAAAUAUCCAGUUUAGUUUUGUGCCCCGCUGUCCUCUGUUUUACCCCUGUGUGUUUGUGGAAGUAUGAAUGUUCCAUAGUCUUUCGUGUGGUGGUGUUAAUGUGUCAGAGAGAAAUCCUCAAAGAAUCUAGCUGUCUAAUUUUGGUAGAUAUCCACCUCAAUUAUUGUUUUUUGAACCACGUGUGCAAAAAAUUAAUAAUAUAAUUCCUAAAGAAUAAUACUAAUUGAUGGUGUAAAUAAGUAUUUCAGAGCACAACAGUAAAGACCAGGGAAUUGCAGGUUCCUAUUCAAGGUGGGAUAACUGCUUCCCUUACAUUGACUUUAACAGCCCAGUUAUGUUAGAGAAGACAGUGAAAUUAAAUAGUAUCUGAAGAAGAUGCUUCUUUUCUAUGACAACAGCCGAGGCUCAUGACAGAUGUCCUGUGACACUCCCUGCUGCAGCAGGGGCUUGUGGGUAAUGGCAGGGUCCGGUUUUUGAUGUUUUAUUGAAAGAUCACUCCGGCUGCUCUGGCUUUUCACCGGACCGUAAAUCAGACCCAUCCAUGUAGGGCUGUCCUGUCCCGCUCCGGCCCCGCCUGUGCUUUAUGUCAUUCUGGGGCAAGAGGGGCCAAAGAACCCGUCAAUCAACCUCUUCCCCAAUCAGAGGCAGCCCGUGUCAGGGACGGGACAACCGGGGGCCCAGGGUAGCGGAUCUCACUAUCUCAAGCAUUUGUACCUAGUUAAAGAAGCAGAAUUGACUGUGUGUGUACGCAUGUCUGUGUGUGCCGGCCUCCCUAAGACUAAGGCAAAGCAACUGGCGAAGUACUGUUCUGUUUCUGUUGUUAUGGGCAGCCUAGCUGUCUUGUUUCCAAGACCUUUGAAAUGUUUGAAUCCUUCUUAAUGUAAUUUAAUUUAUGGAUUAAAAUAAAGUAUAAAAAUGUGUGUGUGUAUGUGGGAAAGUGUGUGUGUGUGUUGUUCAAGCAUGUGGGCCCUGUCCACUUUAGCGACUGGAGUCUUCUCUUCAUUGAAAACUGCUGAGACGGCACCAUAGCCAUCAUUUUCCUACUGCUCUCCUUCAAUGGCUGUUAAUGAGUGAGUUGAUGUAGUUGAACAUUUAGUUAAUAAAUAUGUCAGACUUUUACCACUCUGUUUUUUCUCUUCCUCUGCCCCCUCCUCUUUCCUCCCUCGUGUCUGUCGCGCAUUUUCUCGGUAUGCUGAGAAAUUGUAAUUAGUUUUAGAUUUACGCUACGAUGACAGACAGUGGUGAAUAAAUAGAGGUUAAACACACAAUUUACAUAUUAAUUUCAUGAUUCAUUUAAUCAAUGAUUUAUGUGGGUAUAGAUUGCUUUUAAUCCCUUCAAGACAGCGGUGUUUUCCUCUCCUCUCCUCUCCUCUCCUCUGCUCUGCUCUUCACCAAGCAUGACAGAAUAGAGUGGUUUGCUCAAGCACUCUCUAUCUCUCUCCUCUCUCUAUCUCUCUCCUCUGUCUUUCUCUCCGUCUGCUGUUCAGUGACUUGGAGAGGAAUGUGAGUCGAAUGGCUCCAAACGGCACUCCUAAUUGGUUUAAUUUUUCAGCGUGUGCACCGGUCCUGACACUCGCUUAUGGAACACCAUUCCUCCGGCACGCUGUGAUCCCUCCGCUCUCUUCGGGUCUCUCUCCCUCUCCCUCUCUCUCUCUAUCCCUCUCUCCCACUACUCAACCACGCUCACUCGUUGACGAUCUUCAAGUCUCAAGCCGAGAAACGUUAAUAAUGAAGUAAUCAUCACAAUCGUUAAAUUGAUGAUAAUGAAGAUCCCAGUAAUAAUGAUUGGUGGCAGUGGUUGUGUAUUCAUAACCAAUCUCUGCAGAGCACUGUAAUUUAGCCAUGAUUGAGAUGCACUUUGAAUCCUCGACUUGUUCCAUUCGGCGGCCUGAAGGAAUUCAAAUAUUACAGAUGGAACGCAAUAUUAUACUUUUUUUGCAUUAGCAUGAUGUUGUCAAGUAUUGGUUUUGAUGACAAGAAGCUACAAGCUUCUCAUCAUUAAUGUAUGAUUAGUAAGCAGAAGCGCUGUCGCCGCUCCUAACCCUAGGGUGGUUUUGAUCUGUUCUGAGGGUAUGGUGGGAGAUUUGGGAGCCAUCAAUUCAGUGCACUCUAUUUUCCCCUCUGUGUGACCUUUGAACCGGGCCAGAGAGAGGCCUCUUGAUGUUUAUUCUCUGAUCCUCCACUCAAGUCCGAUCAAUUAGGAGUCCUUUGGACACUGGUGUUUAAAGGAAAGCCAGUCUCACAGCACAGCCAAGCUCUACCUAGCCUAGCAGGCAGGAGCUUUAUAGACUAAUGACUGCACACACGGGGCCCAGAUUCCCUACUCUCCACGCACCUCUGACAUUUGUUCCCGGGAAAUUAUUCAUACUUUAUCUUGUGGAGAUGGCAGACUGUGUUUUUUUAUAUAUCAGGACAACAAUUGGAUUGUGCAGCCGGGGAGGAAAAAAAUGGUAAUUGAGUAUUUUAUCAGACACUUCCGCCAAACAGACUUUUGUAAGUCGUAAAUGAAGAUUAAAGCUCUUGUUGGCAGAGAGGGAACAAAUUGGAAUGAUUUAUUAUUGGUGACAUCAAUAUGUCACAGCUCUGGAAACAGAAUGAGGAGAAGGGGAGAGAUGCUGAGCGAGAGAGAGAGAGAGAGAGAGGGAGGGGAGGGGAGGAGGGCGAGAGGAGGAGUGAGAUAGCUUCUCUCUCUGAGGAAGGUAAAUAAUGUGCUUUAAUUAUUUGCCCUCAGACAGACACACAGACAGGGCUGUUGAAAGGCAGCAGGGCUGAUACUGUCAUAGGCUGUGCUUUAGGGACGCUGUGAAUGUUCCCAGAGCUAAUGGAGGUGUGUGUGUGACCCAGGCGGCCGUGGUCCCAGCCCAGCGUGGUGAUGGGCAUGGCAGGGACUGAUGAAGACACAGUAGGGAGGGGAAGCAGGUAAUUGGGCUGUGUUAACCUCCUCUGCCUCCUCAUCCAUCUAACAGGUGUUGGAGCUUUGUUAUCAGCAUCGUUGAUAUGAGAAGUCAGUCCAUUUGUCAUUCAAUCAUUUAAUCAAUCAGCCAACCACUGUCACUCUGUUUGAGAUUUAUGGAUGGUGUUACAUUGCCAGUUGUAUUUCAAAGAUAACAAGCUCGACUGUUUGCUGGGAUUUCUGUGAUUGAAAUCAAAGAAGCAUAAUCAUUGGAAGUGGAUAACAUGGAGAGUCCAACUAGCUGUGUUUUUGAUAAAUGCCCUUGUCAGAGGUGCUGUAGUGGGGACUCACUAAGCAAUGUACCAUUCAUACCUGUACUCUAGCGUAACUUAAAGAUCAGAACUGUGCACAGUACAAAUGCAGUUCUGUUUUUUUUUUUUAUCUGCUUUUGAUCAUUUCACCAGACAAUGGUUCAUUGCUAUCUUGUAUGUUCUGUGUUUUUCACCACAAGGAAGUUCUGGAGAAAGCAGCUAGAUUCAAUGUUAAAGUUGAGAGAGAGAGAGAGAGAGAGAGAGAGAGAAGAGAGAGAGAGAGAGAGAGAGGAGAGAGAGAGCGAGAGAGAGAGAGCUCUCUCUCCUCUCGCGCUCUCCUCCUCUCUCUCUCGUACUCUCUGCUGCUCGCUCCUCUCUCUCUCUCGCUCUCGCUUUCCCUCUCUCUCUCUCUCUCUCUCAUCUCUGCUCUCUCUCUCUCUCUCUCCCUGCUCUCUCUCUCUCUUCCUCUCUCUCUCUCUCUCUCUCUCUCGCGCUCUCCUCCUCUCUCCUCUCUCUCGCUCUCCUCUCUCUCUCUCUCUCAGCUCCUCUCUCUGCGCUCUUCGAUCCGACGAUAGAGAGCUCUCUCUUCUUUGGAGACGAGAGAGAGAGAUUCUGUAAAGGAAUUGAUGGCCAUCACAGGGCUGAGGAUAACUGUUAAUUUUCUACUAUUCUUCAUUACUGUAUUUCUAACAACACUGAGACAGCCUCCAUAAAACAUUUACAGUAAACAUGUCCUGCAGGGAAUUAGCCACAGCAGACAGUACCCCUGGCCCACUGAUAUAACUGGCCACAGCGGCUGAGACGUGAUCCAGGUGUCAAUGAGAUGCCAGGCUAUUGGUGGAUACUCUGGGGCAGGCGGCAGCCAGGCCAACCACAGAAGCCCAUACAGACAGCAGCAGUCCCUGUGCUGCAUUAAAACCCUUCCCUCUGCCCCCAUUCUCAAAAACACAACCACAGGCACAUUUCCUUUACGAGCCCCUGGUAGCCUUUUACAUGGACCAUAAUAGCAUGGACCACUGUGUUUAUAGCCUUGUGCGCAUGUGGUUAUGUGUGUGCAUGAUGUGUGUGUGUGGAUACACCAGAGAAUGGAAAUGAGUUGGAAUAUUACAUUUUUUGGGGACUGGUACAUAUUUUAUUCUGGUGUAGUCAGUGACAUUCGUGUACAGUGAAAAAAAUUACCUUCAACAAUAGUGAGAGAUGUUGUGUCUAGAUGUUUGGGUUAGUUUCUGUGGUUGCUCUAUGGAGCGACGAGGUCGGUCUAUCUGAUCUGAUGGUAUGUGCAAUGCCAGAUUAUCUGAGUGGCACAGUCUGCACUGCGGUCGGACACUGAACAUCCUCCCACAAACCACACCAGACACCAGCCGACAACAACAAGUCCUUAAGACCAGUACUACUUUCUCUCUUCAUCUCUCUCUCUUUAUCUCUCUCUUUUUAUCUCUCUCUCUUUAUUUUUCUCUCUCACACGCUCUCUCGCUCUCUCUCUCUUUAUCUCUCUCUCUCUCCCUUUCUUUCUCUCUCUCUUUAUCUCUCUCUCUCUCUUUAUCUUGCUCUCUCUUUAUCUCUCUCUCUUUAUCUCGCUCUCUCUUCCUUUCUUUGUCUAUCUCUUUCUCUCUUCUCAGGUGUUUAUAAAAAAGUCUAAACAAACAUGCGCCAAUCUUCCUGUUGAAAUACUGUGGAUGUGAAUCUCCUGUGAGAUCUCUAGCCACCUCUUGUCUAGUUCCAUUGUUUACGUUGUCUAGACCUAUCUCCAAUCUGACGCUGAAGGACAACCGUGUCAUAAAGCGCUGUGGGUUUGACAGAUUUGUAUAAUGUUGCGUGUGAAUUAAAAGGCCCUCUUUCUGAACUGCAGCAGGUAUUUAAAUGGACCAGUGAAGAAGGAGGUCAGGGUUGGUGUAUACGCAAGGUCACGUUUAAAACACACGGGUUGGAAGGGGCCAUAAAUCAGAGGCUGCAUACGGCUGCCCUCCAUACUGCCUGAUUUAACACCUGCGCCCAGACCUUCCUUGUCAGGCCCCACGUUCUUUAUUACCCUGCUCCUCGCACUCCUUUCACAGAUAUAGAUAGAGUUCACCUUUGAAAAACCCGCAGUAACUCUCUCUCUCUCUUUCCCUUUCCUCCGCGCACGCUUCAUCUCUCUGUCUAUUUAGCUAUCCCCUUUCCCCUUUUACACAAUGCCUGCUCAUUCACAUUUAAAAGUGGUCAUUUUUCAAGGAUGCAGACUGUGCUACCCUCAUGCCUUGAUUAUGAAUUUAUGUUUACACAGAUUGUGGGAAAAGUGGUAGUUCCUUCUUAUAUGAAAGAUUUGUGUGUGUGUGUGUGUGUGUGUGUUGUGUGUGCGUUAGUGCAUAUUGCUCUGGAUAACCUAUUAACUGAGUAAAGGGUAAUGUAGAAAAAGCACUGAAAAGCGUUCCUAUAAGAUUGGCUGCUGGAGUUUUGGUAUUAGACCAUGUUGGUGGGGUGAUACUUGGUAGGUGAUGUUUGAUGUUGGUAUGCUGGUGUUUGUGCAGUUUGAUGUGCUCUUGCCACGGGAGGACAAAAGCGUGUACGAGGUUGGGCCUUCUCAUUGUGUCUGGUCGAGUGCUUUAAUUGAAAAGCGUCCUUCUUCUUCUUUUGGGCAACGUGUCAGUUGUCUGGAGGAAUGCCUAGAUGUCUGUGGCUCCCUGGUAACCAGCAUGAAAAAACAACAACAACUAGCUUUGAAAUUAAUAAUCCACAUGAAAAGGCUGGACUUCCUGGGGCUGUCGGGGUGCUAGGCGACCCCUGUCUGUCUCUACUCUCUCAGACAGCAGCCCCAUGCUCCCUUAGCCCUGUUUCAGAGGGACACGGUAAGACAUGUAUUGCUGGUAGUUUUCCUGUUUCAGAGGGAAACAGUAAGACAUGUAUUGCUGGUAGUUUUCCUGUUUCAGAGGGACACGGUAAGACAUGUAUUGCUGGUAGUUUUCCUGUUUCAGAGGGACACGGUAAGACAUGUAUUGCUGGUAGUUUUCCUGUUUCAGAGGGACACGGUAAGACACAGUAAGACAUGGCUGGUAGUUUUCCAUCGAAGAGUCAUAAAACCCACCCUAAUGCCGCCAGAUGGUCGCCCCUCUCAGUGUCAUGCCAACAGAGUCAUCAACAGAGGGUCCCACCUUUUUACCCACCAGAGCCACGUUCAACACAGCAGGAAAACAGAAAACAUUUCCAAGUCAGUUACAGUAUACUCAAAGACAAGGUGGGCUUAUGAGGAAGAGACAUGCCGCUUCAAGGAGGUGCAAGGAGCCAUUAUCUAGCCUUGCAGAUCAGAAGUAGACUCAUCUCAUGUGAUGAAUAAUGGAGUCAUUCCGGAGGUGUGGGUACAGAUCCUUUGUCACCUGUAAUGGUCUCUUCCUCCUCCGUGUCCCUGGAAUGGAGAGCCCUGGAGGGGACGUAUGGCAGGGUAUAGGCCUAGGGAUGGAUGGGCAGGCCUAGGGAUGGAUGGGCAGGCCUAGGGAUGGAUGGGCAGGCCUAGGGAUGGAUGGGCAGGCCUAGGUGGCCUGGCCUACAGUAAAGGGUGUGUGAGUAGGGGCAUGAUUACUGUGUUGUGAUAGUUUUUCUUUUUAAACAGGAUAUCCUGAUUGGACGCAGACUAAAGAAUUACAUCUGAAAAAGGAAAUGAGAAUACAGGGCCAGGGAGCAGCAAGUCCAGCCAUCAUUCUAUUGUCCCGGGUGAUUGAUAGGAUCUCGCACCUUUGGUAGAGUUUGGACUAUUUUUAUAUUGUGUGUGUUUUCUGUUUAUUUGUGUCAAUUCAGCUGGAGAUGUAUUUUGGUGGUAUUCUUAGAACAAAAAAACUGCAGAUUAUGUGUGUUAUUUUGCUGUCUCUACUCUGCAUUCAACUCUGAACGUUUUUCCUCCUGAAGACACAAAAAACUAAGGGAGGUAACUUGUCAGUGGUGUAUCACUCAAAACCCAGAAACAACCAGUAUUUAAAAUACGUGGCAAAAAAUACCACACCAACUAGUUUGAACAAAACCGUUGUCAAGUCAUCCUUUUAGUUUUAAAAAUAUGAAGUGCUUUUUGAGUGUGUGUGUUCCUCAGCUGCUUUGUCAGGUCCGCCUUAAUAACAACCUUCAGAACUUGCCGAGCGUCGGAAGGAAUCAUAACCACUGACCACCUUGUCAGUGGGCGACGGCAGAGUGCCUGUCAGCAGCUCCAUGCAUGUCUUGUCGGAGUGUUUAAUUACUACGUAAAGUAGUAGAAAGCUCGCUCUAUGAGUGCCAGUCAGCCAAUCCACAUUUUCUUCCUGCCGAAGAGCAACAGAGGCAGAAAGUGCUGGUUUCCUCUCAGGGAUGGCACCUUGUAGUAACGCUACAUUGUUCUAGCUAAGAAUUAGCGUUGCACCACAAAGGGAAGCUAGGCUAACCCAGUGACAGCUGGAACAGCGCCACGCCUCUCCUGUCACAUGCAGCUCAAUCCACUGGCUGUUUCACUUCACAUGGACUUCUCUACCAUUGUUAUGCUUUCCCACUCCAACAAUAGUUCUCAAAAUGAUGAGUGCUAUAAUUUUUCUCCUAACACGAACAUCUAAUUGGAUGGUGUCUCUUUAAACCUUGCUGUUAGGCAACAGCCUUGUCAAAACGAUGAAAGAAGUGAUGAGAUUAAUAUCCUGUGGAGGCUUUUCAUGCUGUCACUCUAGAAACCGGGUUUAAUCAUUGUACACUAGCUGCUUGUGGAAAGUUCUCUUGUUUAGUCACUCGGAACAGUUUUACUUUAUGCUCAUGAAAGCAGGGCUGGCCUUGUGGACAGUUUGAAAGCAUUUAUUUUCAAUGAAUGAAUAAAGGAAUUAAUUUGUUGCAGCCAGGGCAUGUUGGUGGCUGGCUGAUCAACACAUGGUAAAUGACCAGCUUUAGUGAGUGGUUAGAUGGGAACAUGAAAUGGUUGAAGUGUAGUCGCUCCAGUGGAAGUCUGUGUCAGAUGGAAGGUGGAGAUGAGUGGAAUGAUGGAUGGUGAAGGUGAAGGUGGAGGAGGGCUGUUCUGCUGGCAGUGUCGGUGCGAGGUAAGGGUGGUGGGCGCGGGCGGAAAGGAGGCUCAGUGAGACAUCACCCUCAGGGUCGGUGACAGAAUAGAGGCCUCCAGUUAAAGGCUCAUCCUGCUCACCGAGUCUGACAUUCUAAUCUCAGCUUCACUGUCACCCUCAGCAGAGAUGGAUAUCACCCUGGCCUUAUGUAUUUAGCAAGGAAAUGAAUAGCACAGCUGCUCUGACACAUGACUUACUUCCUGUUCGCUCCCCUUUUACAUCCCCUGUCUUACUCUCUCUCUCUCUCGCCCUCUUUCUAUCUCUUUCUUUCUCUUCUUCUCCUUCUCUCACUCUCUUUCCCUCUCUCUCUUUCCAUCUGUCUGGCUGGUGGAAGUCCUUUCACAAUGCAGGACUUAAGAGGUUCACCAUUGGUGUGUGUCUGAAUUGUAGAACACUUGCAUGGGUCAGUGGUCCUAAGAGUCACCUAAGGGGUUGGGUUUUGGCCUGGGGACUCUGAGGGUGUGCUGGGCUUCUGGCCUCAACUAGCACUGUGGGACGGUAUAACUAAAUGGUUAGUGGAGAGGAAACACUGAGUUGUGUAUUGGACGUUACGAUAAGGAGUUUCUUCCUAUUGUGUAACUGGGGCAUUACUGGUAGUGUGUCUCUGAAUCAGUUUAACAUGUUUUACCAUCUUAUCUGCUGUAAAUAGUAACUGUAGUUAUGUAAAUUGUGCUCCUACAUAACAUACUUAGAAUAUCAGAGCAAUUCUGUAAAAAUCCCAGAUUUCACAGUUCAUUGACUGACAUGAGAGAAAAGGAACAAUAUGAAAAUGGUUUGAGCCUGAUCAGAGAAUGAAUGCAAUUAUGUUGAUUAUCAUAAUCAGGUGUUUUCCUUUUUCCCCAUAUUUUUUCUCCAUCUCUCCUCUCUGUCUUUACACACAAUUAUAUUCCAAUUCAAAGUAAUCCACUUCUGUGCUGAAACUAACAAGCCGUUCUGUUGUUUCUCUCUUCCAUGUGCCUGAUCCAUCCUCUCCAACACGUGUGCUCUUCUCAUCAGGUAAGAUCGCUGACAUCCUUUACAAGCCCCCUGACACACACUUCAGGAGAAUGGGUGGAGAGCAAUUGUAG
Messenger RNA from Coregonus sp. 'balchen', 20393 nucleotides. Lineage: Eukaryota; Metazoa; Chordata; Actinopteri; Salmoniformes; Salmonidae. The record is from the annotation of a GenBank genome assembly.